This is a messenger RNA of Lotus japonicus, 2659 nucleotides long. RefSeq names its product subtilisin-like protease SBT3. The record is from RefSeq and is a predicted model, not a curated record. NCBI's taxonomy places the organism in Eukaryota, Viridiplantae, Streptophyta, Magnoliopsida, Fabales, Fabaceae. Bases 277 to 2544 code for a protein of 755 amino acids. Gene Ontology annotation, biological process: proteolysis. The transcript has a single exon. Gene Ontology annotation, molecular function: serine-type endopeptidase activity.
UCGGAAUCGGAUGGACCAAACAAGCAAUAUAAAAUCGAAAUUAAUUGGAUGAUUACUGUACAUGCCUUGCAAACAAAGGUGUCCGCACCAAGGGCAUGCAUAUAUGCAUAGGUGCGAUUGGGGUCCCCUUUAGAAGAUUCCUCCGGGACAACUUUCUAAAAUUUAAGGGUGAAUAUUCGUCUUGUGGAUAGCUAGGAACUUCCCUUGUUCUCUAUUUAACAUUGUCCCUCUAUAAUAGGCUAAUAGCCAUUCACAUUCAAAACACCAUAUUCAAUCAUGGCUACCCAAAUUUGUCUAAGUCUGUAUAUCUCCUGCAUUAUUACACUCCUUCAUAUUAUUGUUUCCACAUUGGCUAGCUCUGAUAACUAUAUCAUCCACAUGGACUUAUCAGCCAUGCCUAAACCAUUCACCAACCAUCAUAGUUGGUAUCUAUCCACUCUUUCCUCUGCAUUGGACAAUACACAAUUUAACUUUGCCUCUUCCAAGAUUAUUUACACAUACACCAAUGUCAUGAAUGGUUUUAGUGCAAGUUUAUCACUUGCAGAGCUAGAAGCUCUCAAAACCACUCCAGGUUACAUUUCGUCCAUACAAGAUAUACCGGUGAAGCUCGACACCACACACUCACCGCAGUUCCUCGGUCUCAAUCCCCACGUUGGCGCGUGGCCUGCCGGUGAGUUUAGCAGAGAUAUCAUAGUCGGUAUGGUGGAUAGUGGAAUUUGGCCUGAAAGUGAAAGCUUUAAAGAUAAUGGGAUGACAAAAAUUCCUUCACGCUGGAAAGGCCAUUGUGAAAACAGCAUCCAUUGCAACAAGAAACUCAUUGGAGCUCGGUUCUUUAGCCGAGGAUUGCUGUCAAAAAACCCCAACAUCACCACAGCUUUGAACUCCACCCGUGACAUGGACGGUCACGGGACUCACACUUCAAGCACUGCUGCCGGGAGCCGAGUUGACGGUGCGUCCUACUUUGGUUACGCAGCUGGCUCAGCCACUGGAAUAGCCUCACGAGCCAGGGUAGCCAUGUACAAGCCGUUUUGGGAUGAAGGUGCAUACUCAUCAGACAUAAUAGCUGCAAUUGACAGUGCAAUAUCGGACGGUGUAGAUGUUCUUUCAUUGUCAUUCGGCUUCAAUGAUAUCCCCUUGUACCAAGACCCUAUUGCCAUAGCCACAUUUGCAGCCAUGGAGAAAGGCGUUUUCGUGUCCACGUCGGCCGGGAACGAUGGUCCCUUCCUUAAAACACUCCAUAACGGAACUCCAUGGGUGAUUACUGUGGCGGCCGGAACAAUAGAUCGAGAAUUCCACGGCAUUCUCAAGCUUGGAAAUGGAGUCCCAAUCACCGGCUUGUCUCUCUAUGCUGGAAACUUCUCUUCCCACCCUAUCCCAAUUGUUUUCAUGGGCUUGUGUGACAGCGUGAAGAAACUUACCAAAGUGAGGAGCAAGAUUGUGGUGUGUGAAGACACCAAUCAAACACUUUCCGAUCAAGUGUUUAACGUCGAUGCCGCGAAGGUUGUUGGGGCAGUUUUCAUAACAAACAGCUCUGACAGUAUGUUCUACUUACAGAACAGGUUUGCUUCUAUUAUUCUUAACCCAAUAAAUGGAGAGAUUGUGAAAGCUUACAUCAAGAAGGGUAGUAGUAAUUCUAAUUCAAAUUCAAAAUCAAAAGCAAGCAUGUCUUUUAAGAUGACAAUUUUGGGAACUAGACCAGCUCCUAGUGUGGAUAGUUACAGCUCUAGAGGACCAUCAAGUAGUUGUCCAUUUGUGUUGAAGCCUGAUAUUACAGCUCCUGGUACAUUAGUCUUAGCUGCAUGGCCUGACAAGAUUCCUGUGGUGGAGUUUGGUUCUGAUAAACUCUUCAACAAUUUCAAUUUGAUAAGCGGCACAUCCAUGGCGUGCCCUCACGUUGCCGGUGUGGCAGCUCUUUUAAAAGAAGCACGUCCGGAUUGGAGUCCUGCUGCUAUUCGGUCGGCCAUCAUGACAACCUCGGACAUCUUCGACAACACCGCGGGACUCAUCAAAGACAUCGGCCAUGGUUACAAACCGGCUUCUCCUCUGGCUUUAGGAGCUGGUCAUGUCAACCCCAACCGAGCACUUGACCCGGGACUAGUUUACGAUGCCUGUGUUCAAGAUUAUGUCAAUCUUCUAUGUGCUUUGAAGUUCAGCCAGAAGAACAUCACGGCCAUCACGAGAUCCUCCCACAAUGAUUGCUCUAACCCUUCCUUGGAUCUCAACUACCCUUCUUUCAUUGCUUUCUUUGGUGCCAACGACUCGUCUUCAAGGACAUCACGAGAAUUUAAAAGAACUGUGACAAAUGUUGGUGAAGAAGGAUUAGCAAUUUAUGUGGCUAGUGUUACUCCCAUUGAAGGGUAUCGUGUCAGCGUUAUCCCUAAAAAAUUGGUGUUCAAGGAAAAGAACCAGAAGCUAAAUUACAAGUUGAAGAUUGAAGGUCCAAGAAAGACAAGAGAUAAGAAAGUGUCUUUUGGAUACCUCACUUGGACGGAUGUGAAGCAUGUGGUCAGGAGCCCCAUUGUGGUCACCACCAUCAAAUUCUAAGUCUAGAUCUCAAUAUUAUGAUGUCAAGAUGUUCUUUGCAGAUGAAUCAAGUGAUGAACAACAAUAUAUUAAGAACGAAAAAUUGGAUAAAUAAUACUAAUUUCUCACUUGGCUA